Molecule: messenger RNA, 5267 nt
Organism: Oldenlandia corymbosa var. corymbosa
Lineage: Eukaryota; Viridiplantae; Streptophyta; Magnoliopsida; Gentianales; Rubiaceae
Source: the annotation of a GenBank genome assembly
CCAAAAUAUGUUAAGUACUAUGAACUGCUUGCCGGGGGAACGGAAGCUUUUUGGUGAAAGGGGAAAGGAAACUAGAAUAACAUGACGACGUUACCGUACGCCGACGCUGAUUCCAGCCUCCGAGCAUUGGCCGGCAGAGCCGAAGGUUUCGGCCGUUUCUCUGUCGGUGGCGUCCACGGACCGGUUCGCUACGUCACCAAUUUGGCGGAUGAUGGCCCCGGAUCUUUGCGAGAUGCAUGUCGUCGGAAAGAACCUCUUUGGAUUUGUUUCACAGUUUCCGGCACCAUACAUCUUUCAUCCUACCUAAAUGUUUCGUCUUAUAAGACUAUUGAUGGUCGUGGCCAAAGGAUAAAAUUUACUGGGAAAGGUUUAAGGCUCAAGGAUUGUGAACACAUAAUUAUAUGUAAUUUGGAGUUUGAAGGCGGUAGAGGGCAUGAUAUUGACGGCAUUCAAAUUAAGCCCAAUUCUAAGCACAUAUGGAUUGACCGGUGUAGUCUUCGGGAUUACGAUGAUGGGCUCAUUGAUAUCACCAGACAAAGCACUGAUAUCACUGUAUCUAGAUGUCACUUUGCGCAACACGAUAAGACGAUGCUUAUAGGAGCAGAUCCCACUCAUGUUGGUGAUAGAUGUAUAAGAGUUACAAUUCACCAUUGCUUUUUUGAUGGCACGCGGCAGAGGCACCCUCGUGUUAGGUUUGGGAAAGUUCAUCUCUACAACAAUUACACAAGAAACUGGGGCAUAUAUGCUAUUUGUGCGAGUGUAGAAUCGCAAGUAAUUCCUUUUAUCUGAACUGAGAGUUUGGAAAUUCACGGUUUAUGAUUAUGUGACCAUUUGUAUGAAAGCUAUUGGUUUGAUGACAAUGCUUGAAUCUUUAUUGUUACCAGAUAUAUUCCCAGUGCAACAUCUAUGAAGCAGGGCAGAAGAAAAAAGCUUUCGAGUAUUACACCGAAAAGGUAUCACAGUCUUUCUAUCUGCAUUUCACAACAUGAAGCUUAUUCAGAACUCUGUUUUCUUUGUUGAUAUCAUUGCAUGCACUUGUUGUAUAUUUUUAACUAGCUGAAUGGGGCAAGAUGUCCUAUUCUCUGUUGUUAUCUCUAGCCUUACAACAAAAGACUGUGUCUUUAUUGCUUCCCCCUUUUUUGUUGUUGUAUGCAAUAUUAUUUUCGUAUACUGGUACUCCGACUAUUCUGAAAGGAUGACAAUGUACAAGUAACUAUGAUAAAGUAGACAAGAAAGGGUCUGAAUGUUAGGUGGGGCAUGGGUAAAACUGGAAAAAAUACAAAGGCCAUAUAUGUUGAAGAAGGUAUUACCAAGAUGUUUAUAAGGUUGAGCAGAGUUUCAUUUUACAGAAAAUCUUUUACGAAGUCAGCAUGGGUUUGGGAGGAGAACAGAAAAAUUAUGUCACAGAUUCCAUAUAAAAUGUAAUUAGCCUGUAGCUGAAUAUGUUUGAUGCAAUCUGGUUUCCGAAGAUUUGCAUUUAUCGGUUAAUAUAGUAAAUAAAAAGGUUGCAGCUUAUUAUGGAAGAUGAAACAUCACAAAUGAUAUUCUGCAACCAAAACCUUGCAUUGAUUCGGAUCUCAAGGAAAAACUAAAAUUUUUUAGUCUCUUCAGGUUGAAAAUACAAGUUCAAUAACUCUCUGCCCUUUUAAUGGUGUCAAAAAAUAUAUAGGCAUAGUUACGUCUAAUGUUGAGUAGAUCUUGAGAAAACAUUUCUCUCUCUGCUGAUGUGAUGAUUGUGCAUUCCCUACGGUAUACAUGUCACAUUUUACAAGACCAGGUCUCAUGCUUAUCAGAGACAGAUUUUGACAUUUGACAUUAGUUUAAACCAUGUUAGGAAACCCUCGGAAAAUGAAAACUUUACUAGGCCAAGCUGAUGUUGAAUUUCUUGCUUUCCAUGUACCCGUGGCUGUUCGAAAAAAAAAAAGUACCCCUGAGAACUAGAUGAUUACUAUGAUUUGAUUUACUAUUAGAUUUGUGGUUCUGAUAUCCCAGAGUUGCUGUUAUGUGCAUUGAUUUUCUGAGUGCUUCUUGAUACAUGUCUUCACGUGCACGCUUACUGUUUGUUUAAUCUGGCUUGCUAGAGGGUGUAAAUUUUCUUUACUUGAAAUAACAUGAAAUGAUUGAGCGUUCUUACCCCUUUCUUUGCAUCUGGCCUAACUGCCUACUAUCUACCCUUUUCAACUUGAGCCUUCUUGUGAAACGAGACAAACUAUCUGGUGCUCCCUGCUCUUGAUUCUGUUAUCAACUUAUCUGCAUCUCGAAGCAAAGCCUUGGUGUUUUCCCGUCACGUUGAAUUUGUAAUGGUUCUGCAGGCUGCAGAUAAGGAAGAGGCUAGGUCAGGGCUUAUAAGAUCUGAAGGGGAUUGGUUUCUGAAUGGAGCUCAAGGAUUUUUACCACCAGGAGCUAGCGAAGAAUAUAUGUUCCAUCCCAGUGAAUUUUACCCCGUUUGGACAUUGGAACCUUCCUCAGACUCUCUUAAAGCUGUUCUACAGAUUUGCACAGGUUGGCAAUCUGUCCCUCUUCCAGCUGAAGAAGGUGGCGGUUGUUUGCCCCCUGCAUGAUAAUCCCUUCGUAUUUACCUUGUAAAUCUCCUGUCACAUUUGGAUCUUGGAAAUAUUGGUGGAAACACUCUGUAUCGAUUAGAAACAUGAUAUAUUUUCUGAAUCGGUUUGGAAUAAACUCCUGCAAUAGCAUUUACGCUUUAUCAUUAUGUCACUCAGUCCAUGGCAGAUCCUAGUUUUAUCAUUAUGUCACUCAGUCGUGUUUCCUACUUUUAUUUCCCUGCUGUUUUUAAAAAGUCCCAUUUUUGACACACAGAAGAAUGCAAAAAAACAGCUUUCAUUUAGUUGUCGACAAACAGUAACAUUUUAUCUUCUAGUCUGCUCACUUCGUUGGAGCAAGAAAAACAAGAGCAAAGUUACAACCAAAAACAAAGAAAUAAAAUAAUAAAAAAAUAAGUUUUCUUUGACAACAUCAUAUGAGACAUCUUAUUGCUCGGGAACUUGAUGAUGGUGAUGAACUCUCUGAAACAUCAGUUCCAUGAAGUAUGUCUGACAGGUAAUUUCCCAAGUUAUCUGGUGAAAACCUCACCAGCACUUCUAAGCUGCUCUCCCCCUUGAGUGUUUCAAUAUGAAUGUUAUAGAAUUCCGCAUAUGCUGGCACCAAUUUCCGGGCUAUGGACAGUUUGAUUUCAUCUCGUAACUUCCGAUCAGGAACCACCCAGGACACUUGUUUCCGGUAUGCCUCGUCUAAGGCUGCAUUGAAUGACCGGAAAUACGCCUUUACGGUAUCAGGUGACAUCUCAUCUUGUGAAUUUUCAGGCAGGCAGCCAAGCACAUUUCCCCAAGCCAUCAUUUCAUAGUUGAUUGCAAACACUUUAAUCUUUCUUUCAAGCUUUGCCAUCCAGUCGUUUCCUAGAAUGAACUUGAGAGCUGUGUUGUGGACCUUUUCAAGAACAAACCGGAGAUUGUUUGCUAAGAAAAGAUAUGUCAAAGCAAUGUCAUUGUAGUACUCAGCUUUGGUAUCAAGUUUGCAGAGCAGGACAAGGAUGAUCCAGGCAAGUCGAACAGACACAGCUGAAGUUGGAGUGUCAUUAGCCACUGGACUCUCAAAGUAGGAUUCGGGAAACUGCAGUUGUGUUGCUGAUGUUGAAUCCCCGAUGAUGCCGGACAAAACGCCACUGUAGUUGGCAAGUUUAGACACAUAAUCCAUUACAGAAAUGGUCAGUGGAUGGAUUGCACCACCAGGAACAAGGAAUCUGGAUGAGUUCUUUUGAACCGAUGACUCGAAUUCGGCUAUAAUUGACUGGACUGCAUCACCAAGCUUGUGGAUGGAAGAAAGAGCUUGCAAUUUGACAGAGGACACUGACUGAUUUGAAAAGACUGAUUCAAUUUCCGGAUAGACAUCAGAGAGAGCUUCGUGCAAGUCCAUAAGCAGGUAAACCUUUUCAGGCAAUCUUUUACUUUUCACAACCAGUUCUGGGAACCUGAACAGGUUUGUAGCACCUUCUUUUGCUAUAUUAGCAAAGCAUGAUUCUCUUAUUGUCUCGGAGGUUGAAAAUACAUAAUCACAGAGAAGUCUCUCUCCGUGAAGCAGAGUUUUGACAGCGAUUUUUACGCCACGCAGCCACGUCUUGAUCUGACGCUCCAGAUCACUUGCAUUCAUUUUGCUGAUCUGGGAUGAACUGUAACGCUCAAUACCAAGCCGAUACAGCCCUUCAUCUACAAUUGAUUUUCUGAUAAGUUUGUAGAUAUUUAUACAUUCUUUGCUGUAACCAGACCGAAUCAUGCAAUCAGCAAUCAUCCUUAAAUCAGACAUGGCCAACACUGAAAGCCUUUCCACCUCAGAUAUGGCUUCCCCAACUCUCUGAAUCUCAUUAUCAGAGCUAAAAUCCUCAAUUUCAUCGUUUGAGGUGGAAGAGAGGCGAGAAGAAUGGCUGGAAACUGAUUCGGGAUCCAAAUAUGCCUUGUUCGCAGACAGAAUCUGGUAGAACUCGUGCUCGAGUCUCUGCAUCGCCAUUUUCAUCAAGUUCUGAGCCGGCACGAGUUUUGAAGAAGCCGCAGAACGUUGCGAAACGAAGAAAUGCAUCGCCCUGCGCAAGUCAUUCACGCACUUGAUGAAUUCCUUGGCUUCUUUCCGGUUUUCGUGGAAGAGCGAGGUGAAUUUCUCGACGGUGGAACCUUGGACAUCCCAUUUAGUGAUCAUGGCCCCUGCAACUUCCAUAUUUUCAUCCAUCAUGGAUUCGGACAUCGUUCGCGAAGACGAUGUUGAUGGAGGAGUAGGGAAAUGAUUGGAUAAUGAGGACAUUGGGGAUGAGGUAUUUGAUGGGGCGAAGAUUCGUGAAAUGGCUCUUUUUGGGGUUGUGGGAAGUUCAACAAGUGCCAUUUUUCUUUAACCAGAUUAUUGAUCAAAAGAAAUGGAUGAUGAGUUCAAGUUCUUAGCAGUUAUCCAGAAAAACCCUUCAAAGGGAUGAUGAUGAUGAUGAUGAGAUUGCUCUUGCUUUCCUCCAAGAUUUUAGGUUCUUGGAGUUUUGGUUUAGACUGAGAAAAAUGCUUCUGAGUUUUGGUUGUAUUUAAAGGCAAAAAAACCAAAAGGGGAGAAGAGAGAUGAUGAAUGAAGAGCAUAAGUUAGUUAUUGAGGAAGUUCUUAUUUGAAUUGUGGGGUUGACUUGACUGACUGACUUUUGGCUUAAUUUUCAGACAAGCUAUUGCGUGUAAAAUAUACGAAGAAAUAAUAAAAUAUACUGUCUCCGGUCCUUAAUAUAGAGC